AUGGAUACAUCAAGUUAUACAGGUUUACCAAAUAAAUUAUGUCAAGGUUUAACAUCGGUCAAAUCAACAUUAACAACAGGUCAUAUACUUGAAAAAUCAGAAACAACAUAUGUUGAUAAUCGUGAUAAAUUUCAUCAUCAUAUGGCACGUAGUGUCUUAGGUAUUCAAGCACCAUUAAAACUUCAAACAGAAUUACAAAUAGCCAAUAAAAUUGGUCGUUUACCAUGUUUACCUAGUUCACGUUUAAUGCUUGAUGUUUUACGUGGUACAAAUGAAGAUAUAUCAUUUGAUGAUAUUCUAAAUAAUCCAAGAGAAUUUGGUGAACUUCAAAUUGAUCCACAUUUAGCUAUGGAUAAACAUGAUCAUUUGUUUUAA
Rotaria sp. Silwood2 is the source of this 375-nucleotide messenger RNA. The record is from the annotation of a GenBank genome assembly. Lineage: Eukaryota; Metazoa; Rotifera; Eurotatoria; Philodinida; Philodinidae.